Messenger RNA from Entamoeba histolytica HM-1:IMSS, 1581 nucleotides. RefSeq lists its product as uncharacterized. The record is from RefSeq and is a predicted model, not a curated record. The coding region runs from base 1 to 1581 and encodes 526 amino acids. The transcript has 2 exons. Lineage: Eukaryota; Evosea; Mastigamoebida; Endamoebidae.
AUGUUUGUGUUAUCACUUGUUACAGUGCUUUUUAUUUUGGUUGAAGAUGUAAAAGCCGCUUCAAACUGGUGCGAAAUAGACGGCGUUAUUCGUUAUAUUUCUUAUGAAAGUGAAUGUCUCAGAUCAAAUUGGUACACUGAAUCGAAUGUAACAACAAUGUGGAUUAAAAUGAAAACUGGGUGUUGUUUAAAUGAAAUGAUAACAUUUGAUGAAACCUUUGGUAAUGGCACAACACUGACCAAAUCGUUUUAUUUUCUUGAUAACAAUUACAUAAAUAUCAAAACACUGUUUAUCAGAGAGUCUUCUCAAGAUGUCCAAAUUCUUGUUUACGAAAGAGCACGACCAGAAGGUCUCUUUGUUUCCUUUGGGUGUUAUAAUGGAAACAAGAAUUGUCGGACAAGUGUUAACAGUUCGACUCCAUCAAAAAUAGAUUACAACCAAAAGGGCAUUUCUCUCUAUUCUGAUAUCGAUCAAAAAUUCUGGAUAUGGUAUUAUCUUCCAAAUGCAAGACAACCAGUACAACUAUUUAUAAAUGGAGUAGUCAAACAAAGUGUUGUAUACCAAUACAUGGUCAAGAUUUCACUUGGAGAACCAUACAGCAAAAAACGGUUUUUAUUCACUGGCAAUUCCGAUGAAAAUAUGAUCAGGUUUGAAGAAGGGUUGACAACAGGCACUUUUAUUCCCAAAGCUGUGUGUGACCGUUUUGGGUAUAAAAGGUUCUUACUCUUCAAAGAAGGUGAAAACUAUGAAAAUGUUACAACCAGGGAUUGUACUUGUCAAAGAGAAGGCGUGAAGCUUCUUAAAAAUUAUUAUUAUAAUUACCCCGACUGCGUGUAUAAUAGUUCGUUGUUUGAUUUGGCUUUAACUAAUCUUACAACAUAUAAUUGGAAAAGUAUCACCAUAUCAAUUGAAAUCACUGAUUGGUAUUCGGUAAUAUUUGCACCCGAUAAAUUCUGGACUUUUAUUAGAGAAUAUGAAGAUGUUAAAUAUCUCAAUUUCACUGUUUUUGAUAUGAAAGAACAAGUUAAUGUCGAAUUCCAAAUGAGUGUGUACAUCAACAAAUUGAUUAUUAGUUCAAUUGGAAAUUACUAUUUUAUAGAAGACGUAGUGAUAAAUACUGUUGAAUACAAAGAAAGUCUAAGGAAUAAAGUCUUGUUUUCUGUUGAUGGAAAACUAGUUAGUAAUGAUGGAAACUUAAAUCGUUGUGGAAGAAGAGCCUUUUAUAGCAAAAGUGAUGACGUGGUAUGUUUUUGCAAUUACACAAACAACAAUUGGGAACCAAAUACACUCGAUUUAAUAAAUCAAAAUGACUGUUUUAAUGACACAAAGAGGGCGGAAUUAACACUGCAAAUAGAUUCAAAUGAAUAUGAAACAACUUCAAUUGAAAAUUGGGGGAAAAUAAUAUUUAAAGGGAUUAAGGUGAAAGUGACUGGAAGUUCGACACUUUGUGGACAAAAUGUUACAGUUCAAAAUACAGUUGCAAUACACAAUAAAUUAGAAAUUCAAAAUACACUCUUUCUAUCAGAAAAGUCGAAUUUGGUUGUAUCAAAUAAAGGAAAAUGGCCUACACACAAAAAAUAG